UGCUCCUUUCGGUUGGAUCGCUCCUCUACUCUUUCUCUCGGCGGUGGGUCGGAGCCGCGGUCCCUGGCCUCGCAUGUUCCCCUCCAAACUCCCGGUUUCAAUUCGAUGCCCCGCCUGUAGCUUCGCUCCAUCUCCACGCCACUGAAGGGCUGCAGUCCGGCGUCCGUUGUCUUAUUUAUCCCACCAUUUGUUUCUUUAGGGAUUUAAAGCCGAACAUGGCCGUGGUGAGCGGAUCGUCUGGGCCGGUUGCCCGGCUCGAGGGCCGUGAAUUCGAAUACAUGAUGAAAAAGCGCUCGGUGACCAUCGGCCGCAACUCGUCCCAGGGCUCCGUGGACGUGAGCAUGGGCCACUCCAGCUUCAUCUCCCGCAGGCACCUGGAGAUAUUCACCGCCAGCGACGACGGCACCGGCGGCGGCGAUUUUUACCUGAGGUGUCUCGGUAAAAACGGGGUGUUUGUAGACGGAGUGUUCCUCAGACGGGGCGCCCCUCCUCUGCAGCUUCCACGAAUGUGCACGUUCAGAUUCCCCAGCACAAACAUCAAGAUCACGUUCACAGCUCUGUCCACUGGAAAGAAGGUGAAGCGCGAAGCUCCAGAGUCCCCAGUGAAACCAGUGCAGCCGCUGAUCUCCCCACUGACUAUCAACAUUCCAGACAACAUCGCUCACCUUAUGAGCCCCCUGCCGUCGCCGACUGGCACCCUCAGUGCUGCUAACUCGUGCCCCUCCAGCCCGCGGGGCGCAGGCUCUUCAGGCUACAGGAUGGGCGGUCGCAUGGUCAGCUCUGCAGAGCUGCAGCUUAUGAACGACAACUCCCAGCCUGAGAACGACAAAGACGCCUCCGGAGGGGACAGUCCCAAGGAUGACUCCAAGCCUCCGUACUCCUAUGCACAGCUGAUUGUCCAGGCCAUAACUCUGGCUCAGGACAAGCAGCUCACACUAAACGGAAUCUACAAUCAUAUCACAAAGAACUAUCCUUACUACAGGACUGCAGACAAGGGCUGGCAGAACUCGAUUCGUCACAAUCUGUCCUUGAACCGUUAUUUCAUCAAAGUGGCGCGGUCGCAGGAGGAACCUGGCAAAGGCUCGUUCUGGAGGAUAGACCCGUCCUCAGAGGGCAAGCUGAUAGAACAGGCCUUCAGGAAACGAAGGCCCCGGGGCGUCCCCUGCUUCAGGACCCCCCACGGACCCCUCUCCUCCAGGAGUGCACCAGUGUCUCCCAAUCACUCGGGGGUGCUCUCCGCUCACUCCAGUGGCGUCCAAACCCCCGACAGCCUAUCACGAGAGGGCUCACCGGUUCCGCUGGAGUUGGAGACCCCCUCUGCUCCCACCCCGGUGUCCGCCGCUGCAGUCCAGCCCAAACUGGCAAUCGUCCAGGAAGCACGCUUUGCACAAAACACAACAGGCUCGCCUGUCAACAACCAGCCGGUACUCAUAGCAGUCCAGCGCCAGUUACCUCAAACCAUCAAGCCAGUGACCUACACCAUGGCAUCCCCAGUGAGCACCAGCAACUCCCAGCCUGUGGUCCAGACUGUCCACGUCCUACAGCAGAUCCCGGCAGGGUCCCUGAACCCCGCCACCAUCAUCACCCAGCCAGCCACCAUCAUCAAGAGUGGGACGCAGGAGAACGGAGAGCGCACAGAGGUCAAAGUCAAAGUGGAGACGGUUCCAACCAUCACCUCUAUAGGCGGCUCCAGUCGCAUCAUCCAGAGCUCCCAGUCAGCCACCGCCCUGCAGACCGUAACCAUAGUGCAGCAGGCCCCCUUGGGUCAUCACCAGCUGCCCAUCAAGGCCAUCACACAAAACGGCACCCACAGCAUCACCACUGCCAUCCAGGGACCCACCAGCUCAGCCCCGGCUGUGGCGAGCCCCCUCCACCUGCUGGCGGACCAUGCCUCCGCCUCGGCCUCCCUCCCCACCAAACGCCAGAACGGGGAUCAGCUGGCCAGCGGACAGCCGGACGCCAAGCGUGUCAAAGUGGAGGACGAGGGGGCCUCGUCCGUCGCAGCAGACUCGGACUCGUCGGCAGCUAACAACCAUGGAAGCCACCCCAACUAGUCUGCACCACCACAUGCACCACACAACCCCCACCACCACCACCAUCACUGUCUCCUCCCCCCUCCAUUGUUUCUCCCUUUCUCGUCUCCCCUUCCCCGUCGUUUUGUUUUGUUUCUCCUACUUCUACCACUGACUCCAGAGGUGCCAAAAGGAGAGGAUUCUUUUCAUUUUCAGUUUGAGUUCUGUUCUCGAGCGUCAAAAAGAAUAUAGAUAUGUCCACCCCUUACAGACUGGAAUGUGGGUCGAGAACAAAAAAAUACAGAAACGGGACAAAGAACUCAAAGGUGCCCCCUGUGAGCCACUGAAACAGAAGAGUGAUGAAACCAAGACCACAGGAAGCCUUAACAACAAUUAACCCUUCAGAGCUGACCUUUGACUGAGCUCGGGCUGGACGCCACCUGUCUGUCGCAUCUACCUCAGAGCAGAUAGGAGACCCCAGUGGAGACCACACCCCCCCAGUCUGCGACCAACCGAGAACGUCGAGCAUUUAAUGGUUAAAAAAUAACGGUCAACGCAUUUAGAAAGGAAUCAACUCGGAGCCAAUAUUCCUGAAACUCUGGCAGCUAGCCUCUCACAAUACUGACCUUCCUUUAUCGCAGCUGUACGUAGAUAUGCAGUAUUUUGUUUUUCAAAAUGUGGAGCAUAGGAUUUUUUUUAAAUGUAUUUUCACCUCUCUAGAUAAGUAAUAAUUUAAUUAAAGGAAGAGUAAAAAACGGUGAAGUCGGUGACAUUUCGGUAACCAAGUUAGAAAUCUCACUUUUUCUAUUAUUAUUAUGUGGAAUUCAUUUUUUUCUCUUCAGUGAAACGGUGUAAUAGUUUUCGUAAUAUUUGUUUCUUUCCCCCUCGUUCUGACAUAUCCAUAUAAUGCCUACAUAUUUUAAUACUUGCACAGAUAACCGAUAUAAGCAUAUGAAUUCUCCAUGUGUAGUUCCAGAUGUUGACCUUGCAUGUAUCCGAUGGAGAAGUUGAACAGAGGAAAAAAGAAAAAAAAAAGACCUGCUUUGUCCAAACCAGACCUGCACUUGAUGAAAUGUUUGUGUUUUACUUUCCUUCCUUCUCUUAAGUUUUUUUUGUUUUGUUUUCCCUCCCACCACCACCACCCUCCCUCUCCUCCUCCUCCUCACUCUCCUCACCUGCUCCUGGCUGUGUUGACAUUGUGGUGUUGGCAGACCCUACCCCAGCUCCUCCACCCCCCCCCCCCCCCCCCUUCAUUUGCUCAAUUAUUUCACUCUGCUCUGGCGACCCGGGGAGUCUGUUUUCUGACUGUACACGUUCCAAACAAAGGUAAAAUGGAAAAAAAAUUGAUGUUUGUUCUGCUUCAGUGGAGAAAUGCUUUUUUUUUUUUUUUUUUUUUUUUAAUAAAUUAAUUUAAAGCCCAUUUCUGCAUCUGUUGCUUGGAUAUGAGCACCAUCUCUAGUGGUUGUAUUUCCUAAUGUUUCCACCAGGGAGCAUUAGAGGAUUGUUUUAAAGCUCUCAGGUGGUUAAGAAGCAGCUGGUUUACUUUAACACAAGAUGGCUGCAUCAGCACAGUCAAAGAGUAAUAGAAGAGAGCAAACUAAAGUAAAAUAUUUCAUACAUCAUUUUGCUUACAAAUGUCACCAUUCUGUGUUUUUUUUCAUACUCAGUUUUUCCAAACAUGCAUCUCUAAUUUCCCGUUUGAAGAAUUCAGUGAUAUACUGUGUUGUACGACACCUCUCCUGCUAUUUAUGAUGAAUAAACCAUUCAAGAAAACAG
Molecule: messenger RNA, 3788 nt
Organism: Platichthys flesus (European flounder)
Lineage: Eukaryota; Metazoa; Chordata; Actinopteri; Pleuronectiformes; Pleuronectidae
Gene: foxk2b
Product: forkhead box K2b
Exons: 9
Coding region: 216-2054 (612 amino acids)
Biological process (GO): regulation of transcription by RNA polymerase II
Molecular function (GO): DNA-binding transcription factor activity, RNA polymerase II-specific; protein binding; RNA polymerase II cis-regulatory region sequence-specific DNA binding
Source: RefSeq, a predicted model, not a curated record